CCAUCUUUGCCUUUUUGUCACAUCGACCCCGAAACAAACAAAAUGCAAAGGAACAUUUAUUAGAUCCAUCUUCUGCAUCGCCUCUUCUCCUCGGACUGAGAAACAGAGAGAGCGUUUCUAGAGAGAGAAUUUGGACACCCCUUUUAGAGAGAAAAAGUAGAGAGAAAGAGCAGAUCCUCUUCAAGAGAGAAAAACAUAGAGAGCCUUUAGAUCCCAUUCCCUUUCUGAUUUUAUAGGUCCAGAGAGAGAGAGAGAGAUGUCAUGGGUUGUAAGGUCUCUAGCCUCCCCUUGUCAUGGACGACCCACAAUCCUCAGAAGAAGGAACGAUAGACUCCUCCUCUCCUCCAUCAAAGGGCGUCAAAGAAGAUCUCCCUCAACUGACCAAAACCUUCACUUGCCUCUCCUAACCACAACCACUUCUUCUUCAUCGGAGGGCCCUUCUCAAAACCCUAACCCUAAUCCAAACCCUGAUUCAUUGAACCUUAGCGCUGAUACGAACCCUAACCCCAAUUCUCCUGAGAGCAGAGAGGCGAGAGAGGAGAGAGAGAGGGCUUUGUCACUGAGAGAGACAGAGGGCUUUGUCACUGAGAGAGACAGAGGGCUUUAUCACUGAUAGCAUGAUAGCAGAGAGGCGAGAGAGGAGAGAGAGAGGGCUUUGUCACUGAGAGCAGAAAGGCGAGAGAGGAGAGAGAGCAAAUAGACGAUAGGGAGUUAGGGAGCAGAGAUGGUUGAGACAGUGUGAGGCGAGAGAGAGCAGAAGAGGCGCCGAAGGAGACGAAGGACAAAGGGCGCACUUUCAUCCGAAUAAAUUCAAGUCUAACUUGAAUUUUUUGGAUGGUGAAGAGGCACCUCCUGGUCUCAAAAUUGCGGGCAUUUGGACGUCGGAGCUGGAGAAACCCAGAAGUGAUCCCGCUCCAUGGCUGCUACGCGGAUUCUGGAAGUUCUGCUCCAUUUCAUGGCUGCUGCUUUCUUCUGUUUUGCGUGGGUUCACGCAAAUGAUCACAGGUUAGAAGGGCGCUUGCUUAUGUUCAGAGAGAAGAAGGGAAACUCCACCUUUGAGUGCACUCCUUCAGGCCCUUGCAUCGCCUGCCAGUAUUCUGAAAAGAAUGAUGAGAAGUAUCACUGCAGUGAAACUGGUUAUCGCAUUCCUAUAAAAUGUGCGGAAAUUCAUAAUGGUUUCCACGAAUCAAGCGGCACCACAAUCCAAAAGGGCAGGUCCACUUUAGAAGAGAGUUACAUGGAUUCUUCUCUUCCAGUAAAAAAAAAUAGCAUCUCUUUUGUAACUUCAAUGAGACAUCUACGGUGGAGAAGAUUGCUGGAUGUUUCUUCCACAACGAAGGCCGUGGAGCAGAAUUAUCUUAUUUUCAGGAGCUGUGUCCCCGCAGCUGAUGAAGAGAGGCUGACUGUUCUAGGGUUUGAGGAAACGACCUGCAAUGAAGGGACACAUUGUCUAGAAUGACUCCGAUGCAUUGGUCCUGGAUGUGGUCGAGGGAAAGGGAGGAACAGCUUCAGCAAUCCUUGUUGCAAUGCUAAUGCUAAUCAUGGAUUUCUUCUUGCGCCACUAUCCACAAAUCAGGUUGUGACCAGCCCAUCUCCCUCUUUCAUAUGCCAACUUUAUGGGGAAAAAAAUCAUUGGUAGCCAAAUGUUGCUGUAGUUUUGAUUUCACCUUUAACAUACCUAACUCCAUUUCUUGAAACGAGGCACCUCCGUCGCCUCAGUUUUCAGCAUGCUGCCCUCAGUUAUCGCAGGCCACAAAGCAGCAUGCUGCCCUCAAUCAUGCCUUCUCCAAUUUGAACAUCAACCAGCCGGAAUGAUAGAUCAUGAUUUUCAGACUUCGUGGAACCUCUUGUCUCUUCCACUAGUUUUUCUUUUGGCCUCUCUUGAUUCCCACGCACAUCAUUAGGUUAAGUGUUCAGCGAGGAAAGAAGGUGCCAUUGAAGAUCCUGACCAUGCUAACUAAUCUAAGGAAAAUGACCAUCCAACAGCAUGAAGCUUAGUUCA
This is a messenger RNA of Amborella trichopoda, 2002 nucleotides long. Lineage: Eukaryota; Viridiplantae; Streptophyta; Magnoliopsida; Amborellales; Amborellaceae. The record is from RefSeq and is a predicted model, not a curated record.